Molecule: messenger RNA, 859 nt
Organism: Chaetomium fimeti
Lineage: Eukaryota; Fungi; Ascomycota; Sordariomycetes; Sordariales; Chaetomiaceae
Product: PHF5-like protein
Exons: 3
Coding region: 355-684 (109 amino acids)
Biological process (GO): mRNA splicing, via spliceosome
Cellular component (GO): U2 snRNP; precatalytic spliceosome; catalytic step 2 spliceosome
Source: RefSeq, a predicted model, not a curated record
CGCAAAGUCGAGUCUCCAGAAAGCACGGGAGUCCUAAGCCAACCCCAACCCUUCCAGAUCAUACGUAAUGCGAUCGAAAUUACUGAAUUACGCCACCCGUGCCGAGGCUUGAUAGCCGUGAUAACCACCUGCGCCUGUGACGUAUUUACCAGACAUUUUUCCCGUCGCGUGUAAAUCCGCCCCUCGCAUUCUUGACCGCGACAGAGCACAUCACGAGCGCAGCAACCGACGGCCUUCGACGACUUUACGAACCCUCAACGACUGUUUCCUCGCCCCUUCUCUUCCAACAGUCAAACCCCUUCCCAUCUCACCACCAAAAAAAAGAAGAGGGAGAUAGCUCGCUAGCCAUCCACCAUGUCCCGCCAUCACCCCGACCUCGUCAUGUGCCGCAAGCAGUCCGGGAUCGCGAUCGGGCGGCUCUGCGACAAGUGCGACGGCAAGUGCCCCGUGUGCGACUCGUACGUGCGGCCGACGACGCUGGUGCGCAUCUGCGACGAGUGCAGCUUCGGCAACUACCAGAACAAGUGCGUCGUGUGCGGCGGCGAGGGCAUCUCCGACGCUUUUUAUUGCUUCGAGUGCACCCGCCUCGAGAAGGACCGCGACGGGUGCCCCAAGAUUAUUAAUCUGGGUAGUUCUAGGACGGAUCUAUUCUACCAAAAGAAAACGAAUCGGACGGGGUUUUAGUGACGGCCUGGCCCGGGUUUGGGCGCUUCUCUUCUCGGCGGAUUGUUGGAGGCAUACAAUGUACUGUCUAAGGGGGUUACAGGCGGAAGCCUGGGUUGACGGCGUUUCAGGAGUUCGUGGGAGGGGCAUUCUAGACGAGACAUCUCGGGGACAUGUGCUGCCAGUAUUACCACAA